AUGCCUGAGACAUGCCACCGUCCAAUUUGUUACGCACACGGCAUGAUACCUCUAUUCACUAUGGAUAGCAAAGAGAUUAAAAGCAAAUUAAAAGCUGCCCGUGAAGCGCUUAAAAACAAAGAUCACAAAGAAGCAUUGAAACACUGUAAGGCUGUACUGAGUUUCGACAAAAACAACUACAAUGCUCUGGUUUUUGCUGCCGUGGCUGCUGCAGAGAUGGACCAGCCAGAACAAGCCAUAAAAGCUUACCAACGAGCCAUUGAGACAAAUCCCAACCAGAUCCUUGCUUGGCAGGGACUCUGCAGUUUUUAUGAAAAGAAACCAACAGAAGACAGCCAAACAGAACUUGUGUCAGUUUACAACAAACUACAAGAACUCUAUGAAAAUGAUCAGGAAAAACGUUCUGAGACUUUGCAAAAGUUGGCUGCUCUCUCCUCGGAAAUGGGAUUUAUUGAACAGGCUGUCUCUGCUUAUCAGAAGCUGAUGAGUGUGACUGGGGAAACUUCACACAGAGGAAUUACUGCUUUAAAGGAAUUGUCACAACUACUUGAGAAGGACAAAGAUCAGUCAGAGAUGCAUGGAAAUGUGUUGGCUUCCUGCUAUAAGAAAUGUUUAGAAAGUCAAAAUGUGCCUUCAGAAGAGAAACAAUGGUUAACAGAGGGAUACAUCUCAAGUCUGGUCAAGAACAAUGAUCAAGAAUUUCUCAAAUUGGAGAUUAACCGCUUAUUGGCUGUUGAUCCUGAAAAUCAAAAUCUUAUUGAUUACGCCCUUUUGUUGGAAUUGGAUGCAAACAUAGGAAAGUUAAUGCCAUUGUUUAGUAAAUUCUUCACUGACUGUGUGAACAAAGCAGCCACAUCUGUUGAGGAAACAUCAGCCAUUAUGAAGAUCUGCAUUGGUGCUUGUGCCAUCAUUUCAAAAGAUUACAAUACGGCCACUGAACUACUAAAAAAAGGUCUACAACAGAAUUCUUUGAUUUAUUGUGGGCAUUACUACCUAAUGUUAACUUUGUAUCAUCUUCAUGAAACAACAGUGAUUGAGAAAGCAUACAACAUGGCUCUUAAAGCCAUUCCCAAAAAGGUUGGCUGCUUGACAAUCAGCCCAAGCAGUUUGAUAGCAUCUCUCCACAUGUUGCAGGCAAAGAUAUGCCUUCAGCAAACUUCUCUUGGAAUGGUUAACAACAUGGUGAAGAUCCUUCAGGAGACUACAGUUGAAGACAGAGAGAUUGUCUUGACCAUUGCCUACCUUUAUAUAAAGCUAGAGAAAUAUGAACAGGCAGCGGAGUAUGCUGAAAAAUUGUCUGAAGCUGUAGAAGAUGCAGAAGUCAUUGCUUUGAGAGGCUGGAUCCACUUUCAUGAAGGGGAUUUUACUAAAGCUUUGGAAAAAUUGUCAACAGCAGUAUCCUUGGAACCUAACAACAGUAAGUUUCAGUUGAUGCUAGGCCGUACAUAUUGGCAAUUGAAAGAUAUCUCCUCUGACUUGAGCACCGAGGAAUGUUCACAGAAAUGUUUUGCCUCACUAUUGCAGGCUGCUAGAUUUGAUCCAUACAAUGGAGAAAUUUUUCUCUACCUUGGACAUUUUUAUCUUUAUGGCCAACAAAAUAAAGAAAAAGCUAAAAAAUGUUAUCAGAAAGCUUUUGACCUUGACUCUGAGAAUGCAGAAGUCGGUGCUGCCUUUUGUGACAUCAUGAUGGACAGUAGAGAUGAUAAAGUUUUGGAAUAUCUCAAGUCUGUUACAGCAAAGGCAGGACCUGGCAGUGCAAAAUGGGCAUGGCUUAGGCUGGGCCUACAUCAAUUGAAAAAUGAAAAUCCGAAUGCAGCUGUCACUGCUCUACAGGCAGCCCUGCUUUUUCUCAUGAAAUCAUACAAAAUAAUGGCAAUAUUGAUUCUGCUUUUUAUCCAUUCCUGUCUGUUCGCUCUCCCUGUUCAUUCCUGGCUUCCUGGCUGUUUGCUCUCUUUGUCCGUUCCCGUCUGUUUGCUCCCCCAGUCCGUUCCCGUCUGUUCGCUCUCCCUGUGCGUUCCCAUCUGUUCGCUCUCCCUGUGCGUUCCCGUCUGUUCGCUCCCCGUGUCUGUUCCCGUCUGUUCGCUCUCCCUGUCCGUUCCCGUCUGUUCGCUCUCCCUGUCCGUUCCCGUCUGUUCGCUCUCCCUGUCCGUUCCCGUCUGUUCGCUCCCCGUGUCCGUUCCCGUCUGUUCGCUCUCCCAGUCCGUUCCCGUCAGUUCGCUCUCCCAGUCUGUUCCCGUCUGUUCGCUCUCCCUGUCCGUUCUUGUCUGCUUGUUCUGUGCUCACUCUCUCUGUCCAUUCCUGUCUAUCUGUUCCUAUCUCUUCACUGCCUAUUCCUAUAUAGUCAGUCAUGUGUGGGAAUGUCUGGGUGAAGCCUAUGUUAAUCGUGGUAGCUACACAGCAGCCCUGAAAGCCUUUACAAAAGCAUCAGAGUUGGAUCCUCAAUCCAUAUACAGCCAAUACAUGAUUGCAUCUAUUAAACAGACUCUUGGAUUAUUCUCAGAAUCGGUUCCUGAAUAUAAACUCAUACUUGAGAAGGAGCCUUAUUAUGUUCCUGCACUGAAAGGAAUUGGAGAAACAUUACUACUGCAAGCAAAAUCAUUUCUCUCAAGGUUUCUUGACUGCCGUGUACUUGAUGCUUGUGAAGAAGCCAUUUUCUACCUCACCAGAGCUGCUGGUCAAAGGCCGGAUUUAUCUUGUUUGUGGAAACUGCUUGGAGAUGCUUGCACUCUGCCAUAUAUUGUGGACAGGAAGAAUUUCAGAGACAUUAUGAUUCCUUGUAAGCUGUUACAAGCAAAUAACAAAGACCCUGAAAAAAAAACAGGAGUGACAAAGAGUGUUUUACUGGAACUGGGCUCUAGAUGUUAUGGACGGGCCCUGAAAAUUUACCCAGAAUGCGCUUCUCUCUGGCAUGACCUAGGUAUCAACUUCCUUUAUCAGUCACGGGAAUUACAUGACCGCUGCAAAGAUGAGAACCAAAGUGAUGACUCUGAGGUGAAAGUGAGGAUUCAAAAAGCUUUGGAUAUCUUAAAGCAGGCUAUUACUCUUGAUCCUCAGAACUGUAAACAUUGGGAUGCAUUGGGGAUUGCUCUCUGUUCAAAAGAUUGUUUCAACCCUAAAUUGGCUCAGCAUUGUUUCAUUAAAUCCAUUCAAGUAGAAAACAAUAAUGCUGUUGCUUGGACUAAUUUAGGUGCCCUUUACCUGAAGAGCAGCAACCUACAGUUGGCUCAUGAAGCAUUUAAAGUUGCUCAAAGCCUUGAUCCCAGUUAUGUUGGAUGCUGGAUUGGACAGGCAAUCAUUGCUGAAUCUGUUGGCCAUGAAGAUGCCAUGGAUUUGUUUCGUCACACAACUGAAUUAAGCAACCAUACAGAAGCUUGUAUUGGCUAUGGUCAUUGGGUUUGCUCUACUCUUCUAGACACGAACAAAGUUAACACUGAAUUAUAUCAAUACAGCAUUGAACAACUUGCUGCAGUCCCUGCAGCAUCUGAUGCACUUGCAAAAUACACAGAACGUAUUCAUAAUGAUUCCCUUGCUUUCAACAUGUAUGGAAUCUUGCUGGAACGUCAAGGUUUGCUGUCCUUAGCAAAUCGGGCAUUUGAGAAAGCUGUGGACAUAUUGGAAAUGGAAGAACCUGAUUCUGAGAACUUGCAGAAAGCCAGAAGCAAUCUUGCUCGAGUCAAGGGUUCAAUGGGAUAUUUCAAGGGUGCCUUAAAACAGUAUAAGCUCAUGAAGCCGCUAGACAAUUUGGAAGAUUUGUGUGGCUUGGCAUUGACUCUUUUCAAAAAUGAACAAUUCAAAGAAUGUUACCAAGCUUACAGCAAGGUAUUGCAAAUAACCGAGGAAUAUCGUUCUCAUGUUAUGACUGCUCAAGCAUUUGCCUUGUUGAACUCAGGAAAUGUUAGUGCUGCUGUUGAACUGCUGAUGACUGCAUCUCAGCUGACUCCACCCUCAGUGGAAGGCUUAAAGGCUUUGUGUGCAAUUGGCUUACUGAGGAGUGAUCAGGCCUUAACUUCAGCUGUGGUUCAAGAGCUACUGAAAAUGGAAGACCCAGAGCAAGAACAUUUGGUUGAUAUCACCUGGUUAACUGCAGCUGAAAUGAUUAACAAAGGUAACUUGCAAGAGGGCCGUUGUUACAUUCAGAAAUUAGUGCACAAAUAUCCCUGGCGAGCACCUCUGUGGAUUCUGAUGGCCAAAGUCAUUAUGUGGUUUGCACCAGAAGAUGCACAAAUGGCUUCUUCUUGUAUCCUCUAUGCCCAACAAAUUGACUGCAGCUUGAAUAAGAAUGUGGCACCAUUGCUUGUUCAAAGUCUCCUUGCUGCUGGUUUGCAUUGCAGUUGGAAUACCAACCAAAAUGGAUUCUCUGUGGCUCAAAAGGCCUAUCAUGUCCACCCUGAUGACCCUCAUAGUAUGAUCAACCUGGUCUCCGGCAUUCAUGCUGGGGCUGUGAUUAAACAGUGUGUCAAGCAGAAAGUCCCAGACUCACUCUAUUUCACAGAGAUGAUGUUCAUAGACCAUAUCCUCUUAGAGAUGGCAGAAGAGAUUGCUUCCAGUGUCAGCCAAUGGAUGUGGAAGCUAAAAUCAUGGACAGCAAUGUAUAUUUUCCCCUCAAUAGAAGAUCUGAAAUUUGUGUGGAAACAAAUGCUGGAAAGUUCUGCAUUUCGUGGAGAUAAAAGUUUUAAUGUUUUGGCGUACAUCCGUACCCUGGAAGGAGUUAAAGUGCAUGACCUAGACAUUGUGAAGGAAGGAGUUGUACAAGCAGGAGGUCUCCUGAAGUUCUGGCAGAUACUCGAAGAAGUCAGCAUUCAUCAGGGCAUGGUUGAAGAUGCUGAGUUUAUUGCUGGACAGUGUGUGAAUCUGGCCCAGGCAGACAGUGCCAGACAAGGCCGAUUACUUCCAAUGAUCCGUAUUGCUCUGUACAGUUUUAAAAGACUCAUGAAGGAGAAAAGUUGCCGCUACAGUCUUUCGAUGUUUGAGGAAGCUGUGAAAGAAGUCUUAGAGUUGGAUCCUCUCUGCACCAUGGCCAACUUGAUGUGUGGGGUGGUGGGACAUCAUACAGGGUCCAAAAAAAGGAAUGUCUGUGAUGAUUUAGAACAAGUCGUGAAUGACGACAAAGUGACUGGUGGACUUGGAUUUGCUGCUUCUAUUGCCCGACAGCAUUUACUCUGUGAAAUCAUGAAGAACAAAGGAAGUGACCCUUUCAAAUUGAAGAGUCUUCUCAAGGAUGCUCAACACUACAGGGAUUUAGACACCAUCAAUUUAUACAAAGCUCUGGAAUGUGAAUAG
Acanthosepion pharaonis is the source of this 5280-nucleotide messenger RNA. NCBI's taxonomy places the organism in Eukaryota, Metazoa, Mollusca, Cephalopoda, Sepiida, Sepiidae. The record is from the annotation of a GenBank genome assembly.